AAGAUGGCGUACAUGUUUUAAGGCCUAUCGAUAUGUCUGAAGGAAGUUGUUCCACACCGUGUUCCAGGAUAUGAUCUUUUUUUAGUUGCUUUAAGUUCAAAUUUAAGCAAAUUGGGAGGGGCACUUUGCCUCCAAGGGAACAGCCCUGUCCCUACAUCAUUUUCGCUCCCUCCCCUCCCAUCUAUUUCGUCUAAUCACCUUGGCGUCACCUGUCUGCCGAUGUCCAAGGGAAGAUCGAGUGACGAAGUAUUUGUAUGCGCAAAACUCACGGUUGUCUCGUGUUGUCUCUCCUUUGUCAGUAGGCAAGACCAAAGUAUAUGGCUGUGCGAAACAAACAUCAGCGGGUAGACGAUAGUAUUUUCGGCAAACUGGGGCUAGCACAAAAUCUCAUUGGGUAGUGGUUUGUACCUUUCGAAGAUGGCUAACAUGUCUUCAUUGUUUUCAUUUACUCACCCCGCUGUGAAGAGACUCCUCGGUUGGAAACAGGGCGACGAAGAGGAAAAAUGGGCUGAAAUUGCUAUUGCGUAUUUAUCCAAAAAGCUUAAGAAGAAGAAAGGUGCUUUAGAGGAGCUGGAAAAAGCGCUUUCAAACCCAGAUCAGCCGUCGCAAUGUGUAACACUCCCUCGCGGUACAGACGGACGCAUUCAAAUCCGUCACAGAAAAGGUCUACCACAUGUAAUAUACUGCCGCGUUUGGCGAUGGCCUGAUCUUCAAAGCCCCCACGAGUUAAAGGCAUUGGAUUGCUGCGAGUAUGCGUUUGCGCUAAAACAUCUAAAAGAAGUGUGCAUUAACCCUUUCCACUACAAACGAGUUGAAAGUCCAGUUUUGCCACCAGUAUUGGUACCACGACAAAGUGAAUAUCCAAAACUUCCACCCCCGUUACCUUCCCCGUUUCGUAGUGCUGAGGAACCUCCAAUGCCAUACAAUGCCUGCUUUCCAUUCAAACAACAACCACAACAGGUGGAUAAGAGCCCAAACAUCUAUGUGCCAGAGUCACCAAAAAGUUAUAUUUCUGAAGAUGCGGGGUCUCCUUGUUCGGUGGAUCCUAAUGCUAUGGAUGUGGAUUCUGUAGGAUCUCCACCAACAAUGGUGAAUCUGCCAUAUUUAUCCCAUGUGACACCAGUGAGUUAUCAUGAACCUUCGUCAUGGUGCUCUAUCUCCUAUUAUGAGCUGAAUAACAGAGUUGGUGAGCAGUUUCAAGCUAACUCCACUAGCAUCAUUGUGGAUGGAUUCACUGAUCCUAACACUGCAAACUCGGAAAGAUUCUGCUUAGGUCUGUUAUCCAACGUCAAUCGUAACUCAACCAUUGAGAACACAAGACGACACAUUGGAAAAGGCGUGCAUCUGUAUUAUGUUGGUGGAGAAGUUUAUGCUGAAUGCCUGAGCGAUUCUGCCAUUUUUGUUCAGAGCAGGAAUUGUAACCACAGUCAUGGGUUCCACCCUACCACAGUUUGCAAGAUUCCGUCAGGAUGUACACUGAAAAUUUUCAACAACCAGGAAUUUGCACAGUUGCUUUCACAAUCAGUUAACUAUGAUUUUAAGGCUGUGUAUGAGUUGGUAAAGAUGUGCUCAAUUCGUUUGAGUUUUGUCAAGGGUUGGGGAGCUGAGUAUCAUCGGCAAGAUGUUACUAGUACACCAUGCUGGAUUGAAAUCCAUUUGCGUGGUCCACUGAAGUGGCUUGAUAAGGUUCUCUAUCAGAUGAGAGAACCAGAGGACAGACCAACUUCACACUCGAUAUAAGGACACACAUGGAUGCAAUGGAGAAUUACUUGCUUUGGGUGGAAGCAUUCAAUGAUGUUUACAAACACAUGGAAUUUACAACAGAGACAUUUUGUAAGUUGGAUCAGAUGUUCUUAAUAUUGUGUUGUAUAACAGAGAUUCUUGUCAGAAUAUACGUCAUCUCAAUCGCCACUGAGCUAGAAACUUUGUGAACCCACAAGCUGAUGUUUAUAACUCAUUAGACUUGCUGAACAACACAAAGAUAGAUGUUAAUGAACAACAAAGCCAUUGGGCUGAUAACUUUAUAAAAUUAUGUACUAAAUAUCUUAUAUUUUUCACCAUAAUAUGGUAAUCAAAAUAAGAUAACAAAUUAGAUAUUUUCACGAUCAUAUUCAACUAGAUAUUUUGUUUUAGUAGCCUGUCUAGCAGUCUAUUGAACGCUGCUGUUAUGAAAUUUCAUUUUAGUUUUCGGCGGUCUUUUUAGCUUCCGGAUUGUGCUGUGAGAGCAUUGAGCUCUAUGUUUACUACAUGAUAUUAAUAUGUAGUAGUUUUGAUUCAUAAGAACAGAUAGUCAUAUUUCACUAAAAGAAAUGCAUUAGCUCCUGUAUCAACGUGAACUAAUGAUGAAGAUGAAACUUUGAGUCUGCCUCCUAAAGAGACAUUCUUUUGCUUCGUUACACAUUUCUCCUCAGUGAGAGACUGGAAGAAUGCAUGAUAAGCCUAAAGAAUGCACAGAAGGCUACUAAAUCAACUAUUUACAGAAUAAUUAUAUACGUUGUCAAGAAAUACACUUGCUACCAAUACCAAUAAUAUUCUUUUACAAGAAGAUUUUUCUAGAAUAUUCAAUCAACAGUUUUUCAUUUCUUUUUUUUGUUUUUUUGAUGUUACUGCACCUUUCAACAACUUGAGGACUCUGAAGUUUGCAUCUUAACUAAUGAUUGUGUUUUUGGCUGUAAUCUAUCAGGACUAUGAUGGAAACCAACGAACCUUGAAAAAGAAAAGAACUAAACAAAAUGGGUCAAAAUCUGUAAUUAAAAAGCCACAGACAUGACUUUUUGAACAUACUGAAGUAAACUUUUUUUCUUGAGAUGUCCACUAAGGUGAUUGAGGGCAGCACAACAAAACUGUUAGCAGAGUUUGCAUGCUGUUGAAGGAGCAGUAAAUAAAACAGUGUACAGUGUUCUUUAAAGAAAAAAACAGCAAAGCAGCACAAGGAAUGGUCUUUGGAAAUAAUAUAAAUAUAGAGCUUCAGUUAAUAAAUCCUCCAUUGUAGUUCUAAGUUGAUUGCAUGUAUGUAAAUAAUCAUUAACACACCCUAGCUGAAUAACUGAGAAAGUUGAGUGUGGUUAAAUGAUUUUACAACUAACCGGUAAUUGGAGGUAAUGGAACCAAUCUUGAACAUUUGUAUAAUUUAUGUAUGUGGGUAAAAUACCUCUGAUUAUCUUGCAUAACGUUCCCAUGCUUUUAAAGCUGCAAUUCUUUGUCAGAUAAGAUUUGUAUAAAGAAUAGAUAUGAUGUGAAAGUUAGUGGGACUUGUUCAAUUUUUGGUGUUUUAUAAUGCACAGUUGUAAUGAAAACUUGUUGAAAACAUAUUGCAUUACAUUCAUAUCCUGUAGCAUUAUUUUGAUAUUAAUAAUGUUAUAAUAAAUUAUAUAAUAUUGCCUAAAAACAGCUAAUUGUAUGUAGACACUGAAUUAUUCAAUUUUCUGUAAGGGACUGGUUAGCCUAGAACCUUGUGGAUAGCUCUCUUCCUGCUCUUUCACUUUGACCUGAAAGAUCAUGAUGCCACUGAAUGACACCAAUCAUAAUUUACCAGGUCCUUAUUUUUCUUUAUGCCUUAAGGUGAGAGAAAGAAAUAUGCCUGUAGAGUAGAGACUAUACCAUGGGCUGGUUGACUAGGUCUUCUAUGAGAAGCUUAUCACCCCGUCAGGGUGAUAAGCUUCUGCUUCUAUGUAAAGGAUUUUACUAUACUGCACAUACUUGUUGGGUAACUUAUCUUAUAAAAUUAGUAAAAUAUAGCAGGAAUAAAUUAUUGAUAUCAAAAAUAAAAUAAUGGUUAUGACAA
Orbicella faveolata is the source of this 3784-nucleotide messenger RNA. Its product is annotated as SMAD family member 9-like. Gene Ontology annotation, molecular function: I-SMAD binding; RNA polymerase II cis-regulatory region sequence-specific DNA binding; DNA-binding transcription factor activity, RNA polymerase II-specific. NCBI's taxonomy places the organism in Eukaryota, Metazoa, Cnidaria, Anthozoa, Scleractinia, Merulinidae. Gene Ontology annotation, biological process: BMP signaling pathway; anatomical structure morphogenesis; regulation of transcription by RNA polymerase II. Gene Ontology annotation, cellular component: heteromeric SMAD protein complex. The record is from RefSeq and is a predicted model, not a curated record.